Messenger RNA from Loa loa (African eye worm), 1197 nucleotides. Its product is annotated as zinc finger protein. The transcript is spliced from 5 exons. Lineage: Eukaryota; Metazoa; Nematoda; Chromadorea; Rhabditida; Onchocercidae. The record is from RefSeq and is a predicted model, not a curated record. Bases 1 to 1197 code for a protein of 398 amino acids.
AUGUCAAAGAAGUUGACACCAGACAAACCUUGCAAGCGACAAAUUCCAGAAUCGAGUUCUCCUAGUACAACAUCUGAGAAAGUGCAAAAGACGGAUGAUGAUAAUGGUGGUGAUUCGUUGGAAGAUGUUGAACCACAACCUGGACCAUCAGGAAUUUCUAAGCCGACAGUUCAAUCAGUGCCACAUCGAAGAAAAAUGCUGCAGCCAAAGAAAUUUAUAGAAAGUGAUGAGGAUGUUAACUAUGAGUUAAAACGUGAAAUAACCUUAAGUGAAUUGUUACUGCGACGUGAGCCUUUAUUUGUUGACACGCCACUUCCACCAGAAAUCGACAAGGACCUUGAGGCAAUGACACUUGAUCCCUCUCAGGAGAGAGAACCGGAACCUUUGCAGGAGUGGAUAGAGCAAGCAGUUCGGCAGAAGUCACGGCAAUCAUCACGGAAAAGACCACAGCAGUCAUUUCAGCCGAGGUCACAGCAAUCAUCACAGAGGAGGCCACGACAACCACUUCAGCCGAAGUCACAGCAAUCAUCGAAGAGGAGACCGCAGCAAUCAUUUCAGGCGACACCAGAGCAGUCAUUACAAACGUGGCCAUGGGAAUCAUGGCUACAGCAAUCAUUCCAGGCAAGGCUACAGCAACCUUUUCAAGCGUCGCCACAGCAGUCAUUACAAACGUGGCCGUGGGAAACAUGGGAGAGGCCACUGCAAUCAUUACAGGAAGGGCCACAGCAAUCAUUGCAGGAGAGGUCACAACAAUCAUCACAGGAGGGGUCACAACAAUCAUUACAAGAGAGGUCACGGCAACCAUUGCAGGAAAGGCCACUGUAUUCAUUACAGGAAGGGCCACAGCAAUCAUUGGAGGAGAGGUCACGGCAACUAUUUCAGGAGAGGCUACAACAGUCAUUACAGGAAAGGCCACAACAAUCACUACAGGAGGGAUCACAGCAAUCAUUGCAGGAAAGGUCACGGCAACUAUUUCAGGAGAGACUACAACAAUCAUUACAAGAGAGGCCACAACAAUCAUUACAGGAGAGACCACAACAAUUAUUACAGGAGAGAUCACAGGAAUCACAGGAGGGGUCAUGGGAAGCAUGGUUUCAGUUGCAGGAGGAGAUACAACUAUCAUUACGGAGGACAUUACGGCGACCAUUUCAGGAGAGGCCACAUGAAGGAAAUAUCCAGGAACCACGUCGUGAUUAA